UUUUUUGGAAGAAGGUUUGGAUUUAGCAAGCUGGUUGCUAGCUAAGCUAACCGUGCUAACAGCCUGGCGUUAGCUAGCUUGAAGUCGUGUGUGAUUUUAAACACGCAGGCUUGUUUGUCAACAUUAAGCUGACGUUAAAUUGCUAGCGAGCCAGCUAACCUGCAACUUUUGCCCUGUUUCCGAGCUACCGUGGGCGGGUUUGUGUGAUGAGCACCACAGCUGACCGCAAAAAUCUCAAAUCUAAAAUCCUAAACUGCGGUUUGCAUUGGAAUUAAUCAUCCAGCGUGACAAUUUGCAGCAGGACCUCUCUGACGGGAUCAUUAUUUACAAGUUAAACGGACGACAACACAGUCUGAGGCCUGCAGGCUUCGCUCUGCACCUGGGAUGGUGCCAUGUGACCGAGCGGCCGUGGAGCCUUAACCCCACCACAUCCCGCCCCACCAUCUCCACUCUAAGCCGUUGGCCACCGCUGAUCUCAGUCCCAGCGCCUCCUGCUUCCCUUUAUCUUUGCUCUGAGCCUUGGACGAGGCCACCGCAGCAACCACAUGACUCACCCACUGGAGCCCUAGAUCAAGUCGGUCGAAGCUGAAAAUGAGUGCAGUAGGGGAAAGCCCCCUGGACCCUGCCACGCCAGAGUCACGCAAGAGGAAGGGCUCGCCAUGCGACACAUCAGGGCAAAGUUUGGAGAAGCGGAGACGGGAGCUGGAGUGCCGCUACAUCGAGGAGCUGGCCGAGCUGCUAUCGUCCAACAUGGGCGACAUCGCCAGCCUCAGCGUCAAGCCUGACAAGUGCCACAUCCUCAAGAGCACCGUGGACCAAAUCCAGCAGAUCAAACGGCGUGAGCAGGAGAAAGCAGCUCUUCUGUCUCCAGAUGACGAGGUGCAGAAGAGCGACAUCUCCUCCAGUAGCCAGGGGCUGGUGGAGAAGGAGGCACUGGGGCCCAUGCUGCUAGAGGCCCUUGACGGGUUUUUCUUUGUUGUCAACCGUGAGGGCCGCAUCAUUUUUGUCUCUGAAAACGUGACGAGUUACCUUGGAUACACUCAGGAGGAGCUGAUGCCUUCCAGUGUCUACAGCAUCCUUCAUGUCGGAGACCACAAUGAAUUCGUACGCAAUCUGCUGCCCAAAAGCCUGGUAAACGGUGUGCCGUGGCCACAGGAAUCUGGCCGAAGAAACAGCCACACCUUUAACUGUCGCAUGCUGAAAAGGCCGCCCGACGAGGUGGAUUCGGAGAACCUGGAGGCUCGGCAGCAGUAUGAGAUCAUGCAGUGCUUCACUGUGUCUCAGCCACGGGCCAUACAGGAGGAAGGAGACGACCUGCAGAGCUGCCUGAUCUGUAUUGCCUGCAGGGUGCCUCGAACACAGCCUGUCAGCACUGAGUCUUUCAUCACCAAGCAGGAUCCCACAGGGAAGAUCAUCUCCAUAGAAACUAGUGCUUUGCGAGCGACAGGCCGGCCGGGCUGGGAGGACCUGGUCAGAAAGUGCAUCUACGCUUUCUUUCAGCCGCAGGGCAAAGAGCCCUCCCACGCCAAGAAGCUGCUGCAUGAGGUGAUGACCCACGGCACCGCUGUCAGUCCGCUGUACCAUUUCACGUUAAGUGAUGGCACCCCGCUCAGUGCUCAGACCCGCUGCAAGUUCUGCUGCCCCCCCAACCCUGACGUACAGCCCUUCAUUAUGGGCAUUCACACUAUUGACAGGGAACACAACACUGCUAGCUCUCAGGAAAACACUAACCCCAGCCUUCCACUGACCCAAGGCAGCCUUGCCCAGACUCCCUCCCGCUCCCCUGCCCUCCUCUCCAGCAGUAACUCAACCCCAGGCUCAGGCCUCACCACUUCGGGCCUUCACCCCAACAACAGCAAUGCCUCCUCCCACGGACACAGCCCGGCCACGCCCACAGGCUACCUUACGCCCAAUCGGACGUGUCCCCAGCAGGUCAACAGCCCCUCUCCUUUGAGCAGCCCACUCACAGCCACCCCUACCUCUUUUAUGUCACCCAGGAUGCCGCGGGCCAGUCCUGGGUUGGGGGGGAGCCCUCGGGUCCCGGGGAACCCCUUCUCACCUUCCACGCCAGGCCUCCAUUCUCCGGCCGGGGCUCUGAGCAGCGGGGGCAGCCUCAACAGGCAGCAGUCCGGUGGGGACGGCGGGUCGACGGGGUCCUUCUCCCUGUCGUCUCCUGUCAAUCAGAGACAAGCCAGUACGCCCACCGGCUCCUCCGCUCGGCCCCCAUCAGCGAAACCCUCAGACGGAGCAGACGGAGGAGGAGAGGACUCUGUUAAAGCCCCCCUCCCUUCUGCCUCCCAGCUGGGAAACCCCCGGCUCAACCAGCUCCUGGACAGCAACGGGACAGGAGCCGAGUCCAACAACAUCCACUGCACCUCAUCACCUCAUCCCAACCCCCCUCCGGCCCCCCAGUGCCCGGCCUCGCACAGUACACUAACGGAGCGGCAUAAGAUCCUCCACCGGCUGCUUCAGGACAGCAGCCCCAACGACGCCUCCACCGCCAACGACGAAGGAACCAACAAAAACGAAGUCGAGAUCAAGAAGGAGCCGCCGGCCAGUCCAGCACUGGCCACGGCUCCUUCCAAGUCCAGCUCCAAGGAGCCGCAGGACCACCAACUACUGCGCUUUCUCCUGGACACAGACGAGAAGGACUUGGGAGACUUGCCUCCUCCAUCUGCCCUCAGUCUACAGACGGUCAGAGUGAAGGUGGAGAAAAGAGCGAGUACCGAGUCCACUUCCUGUACGGGCUCGACCGCCGCCGCAGCAGGAAGUACACCCAAACCUGCAGGAGCGUCCAGCACCACGGCCUGCAUCAGCCCCAAGGCCAGUCCUGUCGGGGAGAACCGCCGAGACAGCCGGAAGGACAGCAGAGACUCCACGAUGUCUGGUGGACCUGUUGACAUGGACCCCCUCACCCAGCUGCUGCCUGGCCUCAGAGGCCCCGCCGGGGCCAAGCAGGGCGGCGAGGAUUCAACAACCCCUGGAGGAGGCCCCCAGCUUCAGUCUCCGCCCCCCCAGCCUCAGGCCCAGCUCCAGUCCCCCAUGCCUCAGCUCCAGUCCCCCCUGUCCCAGCCCCAGUCCUUCCCCAGUUACCAGUCGCCUUCGCCCCAGCUCCACUCCCUCUCCCCCCAGCUCAAACUGCAGUCCCCCACUCAGCUCCAGCCCGGAGAGGUCAGCACUCCCCGCAACGUAAAUGUGAAGAGAGAGCCUCCCGGCACUCCGAACAGAGGGCUCAGCGAUGGCGGCCCCCCCUCUGGUUGCAGCCUCCAGAGUCAGUCGUCUUUCGAUUUCUGCAGUCCCCCCACUCCGAAUCAGACACAGGGACAGGGAGACCCCUUCCAGACCCCCAAAGACAGCAGCCCUUUUCCAGAGGCAGAAGUCAUCAACCCGUUCAGCUCAAGCACUGGUUUAACCAAGAUGGAUGUGGCAGACUCUCAGUUUCAGCCUCUGGCUCUGUCUGACACCCUGCCCUUUGAUGUUCUUGGAAACCCUUUACAAGCUCCCCUGGCAUCACCACAAGAGCAGUGCGUGCCCUGUACACUGGAUGAGGUGCUCGGCCCUCCGACCACACCUGAAGCCCGAAACGACGAGAAGGCUCUGUUAGAGCAGCUGGUCUCCUUCCUCAGUGGGACAGACGAGAGUGAACUGGCUGAGCUGGACAAAGCCCUGGGUAUCGACAAACUAGUACAGGGUGGCUGUUUUGACCCUUUGCCCCAGAAUUUCCCUGCCCAGCAACCCACUGCCACCCCAGUGUCAUUGGACCCUAAACUCCCCACCUACCCGUCUCAGUUCACACCAGCUCCACAGGCUCAGUUUCCUCCGGAGCUGGCCACGGUGGGGCCUCAGGGUCUGGGCUUCGGAGCCCUCGAGGGGCUUUUCCAGGGGACGGCCAACCUGGGUCUGAGGCCGGGGAUGACCAGACCUCAGGGGAUGGGCCCUCAGCUCCGGCUGCCCCACCAGCUCCGACUGCAGCUGCAGCAGAGAGUCCAGGGUCCACAGCAGCUCCAGAACAGGAUGGCAGGAAUGAAUCCAUUUCCCGGAGGAGCCCAACAUGUUAACAUCGGGAUUCGUCAAGGAGUUCAACAGCCUCAAAUGGCUUCACAACAGCCUCCACUGAAUGCCCAGAUGUUGGCCCAACGUCAGAGGGAACUCUACAGCAUCCAGCACCGCCAGCGCCAGCUUUUCCAACAGAAGGUCAUGCUGAUGAGACAGAACAUGGCAGCCGCUCCCGCAGGAGCCGUGGGGUCCAUCGGGACCGCCAGGGUCCCGAAGGGUCCCCCCACCACACCCCAGCAGCAGCAGCAACAGCAGCAGCAGCAGCAACAACAGCAGUUCAACUUCCCACCAGGGUACAGCCCGAUGACGGGAAACCCCCCUACCUCACCGAGUCACUUCAGCCCCAUGUCGACGGGCCCUCUGGACAACAAACUGUCCGCACGAGUUCCCCUGAACAACCAGACGCUGAUGGGUGGCGUGCAAGGCCAGUUCAACAGCAACGUGAACGCCUCGCUGCAGCAGGGCCUGUUCCAGCAGUUUGGAGGGUCUGCUAUAGUCCAGCAAGACCCAUCGUUCCCUCCUGAGAUGAGCCCCACCAGCCCCUUAUUGUCACCUCAAAACUCCACCUCCCAGAGUCCUCUGCUUCAGCAAGUCCCACCUCCUGGCUACCAGUCACCAGACAUGAAGAGCUGGCAACAGACGGGCAUGGGCAGCAACAGCCUGUUCAGUCAGUCAGGCCAGAGUGCAGGGCAGGCUUUUGGCCAGCAGGGGGUUUACAACAACAUGAGCAUCACCGUCUCCAUGGCCGGAGGUUCGGGGGGCGUCGCCUCCAUACCCCCCAUAGGGCAGCCCGUCGGCAUGAGCAACAGUAACCUCAGCAAUGUCGGUUCAGUGUGCAGUGACCAGCAGGUGCAGCAGGUUCAGGUGUUUGCGGACGUCCAGUGUACAGUAAACCUGGUGGGCAGUGACUCCUACCUGAACCAGGGCUCCAUCGGAGGCGGGACGUCCCAGAAGGGCCCCGGACCCCAGGGCCCAAACAACCAGGCCCAGCAGAAGAGCCUCCUCCAGCAGCUGCUCACCGAGUGACCCCCCCCCCCUCCCACCCCCGCCCCUUCUGCUCUCCUACGCCCUCUACUUGUCACUUCUACGCCUCCUCCUCCUCCUCGGAGGUCGGUGCACCGGACCCA
This is a messenger RNA of Sphaeramia orbicularis (orbiculate cardinalfish), 5183 nucleotides long. RefSeq names its product nuclear receptor coactivator 1-like. Gene Ontology annotation, biological process: positive regulation of transcription by RNA polymerase II; cellular response to hormone stimulus. Lineage: Eukaryota; Metazoa; Chordata; Actinopteri; Kurtiformes; Apogonidae. Gene Ontology annotation, cellular component: nucleus. Gene Ontology annotation, molecular function: nuclear receptor binding; protein dimerization activity. The record is from RefSeq and is a predicted model, not a curated record.